AUGUCUGACCCGCGUUUCUCUCGACUGAAAAGUGACCCGCGUUUCCGUAGACUGAAGAGGAAAGAUGCAAAGGUUGUCGUCGAUGACCGUUUCAAGUCCAUCUUCGACCAGAGCAAGAAAAAGGACAAGAAGCGCGGUGCAGGUCGCUCGGUCGACAAAUACGGACGACCAGUCUCUGACAAUCAAGAGCACGACAACCUACGGCAGUUCUAUCGCCUAGAGAAUGAGGAAGAGCCUGCUGGACCGGACUAUGCACGCGGAGAGGUCCUGCUGCAGUCCUCGGACGAAGAAGACAAUGCCCAGGACCAAGAAGAGGGUGAGAGUGAAGACGAUGGCAUUGUUAUCUUGGGUACGGAUAAGCGGAAGCCCCAAGAGGAUGAGGAUGCGGAAAUCAAUCUGGACGAAAACGAUUUCGCCGACCUUGAGGCACAGGCCGCAGAAUAUUCCAAGGCGCAUCCAGACGAGUCACAGGAUACGGAUGUUAUGCCAACCCGCCGCAUAGCGGUUGUUAAUCUCGAUUGGGAUCAUGUACGUGCUAUCCACCUCUACAAGGUCUUUUCGUCCCUCGUAUCCCCCACACCGUCUGUCGCGGACAACGGGAAAUCUGCGAAGAACGUCGUACGGGGGAAGAUCCUGAGUGUUCGCGUGUACCCGAGCCAAUUUGGCAAGGAAAGAAUGGCGAAAGAGGAGAAAGAAGGCCCACCUGCUGAGCUCUUCAAGAAGAAGGCCGCCAAUUCUGAUGAUGAACUCACCGCAAACGACAUCAUAGAAAUUGGGGACGCACAAGAUUACGACGAAGACGCCCUCAGGAAAUACCAGCUCGAACGGCUGAGAUACUAUUAUGCUAUCGUGGAAUGUGACAGUGUCCAGACAGCGACACAUGUAUAUAAUGAACUACAAGGAACUGAGCUUGAGUACUCUGCGAACGUCUUCGAUCUCAGCUAUGUUCCCGACGACAUGAGUUUCGAAGAAGAGUGCCGCGAUGAAGCUAACGACGACGCGAAUGUGGCAUACAAGGCCCUGGAUUUCGUGACCGACGCCCUGAGACACUCCCGCGUCAAACUUACUUGGGAUGAGGAUGACCCCGAACGUGUCCGCGUGACAAGGCGCGCGCUAUCCAAGAAAGAGAUUGAGGAAGCUGAUUUCAAGGCAUAUAUUGCUUCAUCCUCGGAAUCCGAGGAGGACCCAAGUCAUCGGGAAGAAGCUGCGAAGAAGGGGGCAAGUCGGGAUAAAUUGCGCGCCCUCUUGCUAGGAGGCACCGAUGAACUCCCGGAGGGGUGGGGCACCCAGGACAACAACAAAGCCGAUGUGGACAUGGAGAUCACCUUUACCCCCGGCCUGAGUGAAUCGAAAGACCAGCAAGGGGAUGAGACGACCCUAGAGAAGUAUCAACGGAAGAUGAAGGAGAAGCGCAAGAAGAGGAAGGAGGAACUAAAGACGAAGGCAGCUGUAAAGGAGGAGCCGACUAGAGCCGACGACUUCUUCGGGUCAGACAGUGAAGGCGCAAGUGCGGUGGAAGGUGACGUCUCCAGUGAGCGGAAGGGGAAGUCAAAGGGCUCUAUCUCCCGUCAUGUCUCCACUGCUGAAGAGCUAAGUCUUCUCGCGGCCGCGGAUAACCCUGAGGCGGCGCCUCGCCACUUUGAUAUGAAGGCAGUGGUAAAGUCGGAGAAGGCCAGAGGGAAGAAGAGGCGCAGCAAGAAGAACCCCUUGGAUGAAGGCGAAAAUGAGACUCAAGAGGACUUCAAGAUCGAUGUUCAGGACGAACGGUUUGCCGCCUUACAUGAAGACUACAACUUUGCGAUCGAUCCUAGCAACCCCCGCUUCAAGAAAACAAAGAGCAUGUCGGCGCUACUUGAGGAGCGCUCUAAACGCAAGAAGGCGACGCCGCACCAUUCGGAUUCUGCUGCACCUAGGACCGGCGCAAUAAGCAGCGACCGAACUCUGGAGAGUUUAGUUCAGAGCGUCAAGCGGAAGAGCGUGGCUACGGAGGGCCCUUCGAAUGGGAAGCGGAGGAAAGCUUAG
Messenger RNA from Gloeophyllum trabeum ATCC 11539, 2022 nucleotides. RefSeq lists its product as uncharacterized. The transcript has 6 exons. The record is from RefSeq and is a predicted model, not a curated record. Gene Ontology annotation, molecular function: RNA binding. Bases 1 to 2022 code for a protein of 673 amino acids. Gene Ontology annotation, cellular component: nucleus. Lineage: Eukaryota; Fungi; Basidiomycota; Agaricomycetes; Gloeophyllales; Gloeophyllaceae. Gene Ontology annotation, biological process: rRNA processing.